UAGGUAUUACUUCUCGAAUAACAAUUUAACAAUCCGUGAUCAACUAGGAUACAGUUCCAAGAGCCACACCGCUAUUUAUAGCAUAAAUGUAAAAAAAUAAUAAAAUUACAUUGAAACAACUUCUUUCAACAAACUCUCAUUGACAAAAGUGUUGCAUAAGAAAUUAUUAUAAGCUAAUCAGUGUUUCGACUCAAGGGAAAAGAAUGGACAUGGAAGCCCAGAGCUUUUUAUGGAAAGGAGCAAUUCCUUUGCAGAUUCAUCUCUAUGAAUCCGAAGUCACCACUCUUCCUUCUCCCCCACCCGCCCUGAUCUUAGCUCCUCGGCUAGGAUACCUACCGUUGUUGGCCUCGCAUUUAAAGCCUUACUUCAGCAGUGCACUUCCUCCUGGUGUUGACACUAUUUGGUUCGAGUACAAAGGCUUGCCCUUGAAAUGGUAUAUACCAACAGGAGUUCUUUUUGAUCUUUUAUGUGCAGAAGCAGAGAGACCUUGGAAUUUAACGGUGCAUUUUAGAGGAUAUCCAGGAAACAUAUUGAUCCCUUGUGAAGGUGAAGACAGCAUAAAGUGGAGCUUUAUCAACUCAUUGAAAGAGGCAGCAUAUAUAAUAAAUGGAAACUGCAAGAAUGUGAUGAACAUGUCUCAACCUGAUCAGGUGGACCUCUGGCGCUCUGUUUUACAUGGUAAUUUCGAAGCCUACCAACGGGUAUCUUCUAAACUUAAGCUUGGAGCAGUUGGGGAAAUUGAUGUUUCUGGGCAGGUGAAGCAAGGCCGAGUUCCAGUUCGGUUAUACGUUUGGAAUGUCAGUGACGACUUUGAUGACUUAGAAGAUGCACCACCGAUUGAUAGUUGGGACAAAGUUUCUUACAUAAACCGGCCUGUCGAGAUACAAGGAGAAGGUAGAUGCUUCACUUUAUAUGAUGCAGUGAAAAGCCUUCUGCCGGACUAUUUUGUGGACAAAUCGUUGGGCAAUACUGAAUCAUUGACAGUAGGUCGCGAUGAUGACGAGCCUAAAAUCAAGCUGGUUCGUAUACAAGACCGAAGAGUGGAUGCCACAGCUGCGGCAGCACCGGUCAGAACUCCCCCGCUCGUAUUUGUAAUCGGCGAGGGAUGUGACUGGUGAACCACCUGCACAUUCCUCUGUUCUUGGCCUUGCCCCGCCGAUGACCGAUUAUCUACUGUGUUCACCUUUGUCUCUUUACCAUUUGCUUCUUCAUUCCUUGCCUUGAUUUCCUAAAUGUACUCGAACACAAGUGUGAUUUAGAAGAUGAAGAACGACAAAGUCCGUGUCAUUGCAAAACAACCAAAAAGAGAGAAGAUUUCGA
Molecule: messenger RNA, 1320 nt
Organism: Rosa rugosa (rugosa rose)
Lineage: Eukaryota; Viridiplantae; Streptophyta; Magnoliopsida; Rosales; Rosaceae
Product: autophagy protein 5-like
Exons: 2
Coding region: 204-1118 (304 amino acids)
Biological process (GO): cellular response to nitrogen starvation; autophagy of mitochondrion; nucleophagy
Cellular component (GO): phagophore assembly site membrane; Atg12-Atg5-Atg16 complex; cytoplasm
Source: RefSeq, a predicted model, not a curated record